CUAAACUGGAAUCCUGGUGACAUUGUCAACAUUACGGACAGAGCAGGCAUUGAUAAGGUGGUCAACGAACUACAUAAUGUAAUACAACGAGCCUACUCUCAGUCCACCACUGUAAAGACGGUCAAAUGUACUGCCCCAUGGUGGAAUAAGGACCUUACUAACCAAAGGAACACUCUGAGGAAAGUGAAAAAGAGGCUUCGGAAAGAACAUGACCUCAAUAAAAAGCAAGAAAUCCGCAAUGAGUAUACUACCCUCUUUAAAAAUUACAAAACUGCCAUUAAUAAGGCGAGAUCUCAGGCUUGGAAAGACUUCUGUUCCAAAGUUGGAAACAAGAACCUAUGGAGUACUCCCUAUUAUGUGGUCACUGGAAAAAAGAAAAAAUUACAGAUUCCACCUUCUAUCAGGAUUAACAACGAUGAAUACGCUAGCUCUAUCACUGAGACCUACAGACAUAUCAUUCAUGAGCUGUUCCCAGAUGAUCGACUCGACCAAGACGAUCAAUAUCAUAAGGACAUCAGGGCCAACAUCGAAAAAGACUAUCACACUAUAAAUGAUACACCAUUCACUAUGCUGGAGAUUGACAGAGAAUUCCGGAGAAGUAUCCUGGUGGAUUCCGAUAGUAAUACCCACCACCAAAAGAACAUCAAUAGGGGUUGCCCGCAGGGUUCCAGGUCAGGUCUGUACCUCUGGAAUAUUCUUUACAACAGUCUGCUCAAACUACAACUCAAUUUACACAGCGAUCCCCAGGCUCUUCUCCAUGGGUACGCCGAUGACACGGUUCUCUUGCUCAGUCAUGUCAACCAUGAAGUACUGCAAGAUAAGAUAAACCAGACUCUCUCAAUAAUAUCUGAUUGGUGUGAGAAGAAUAAGCUCCUAAUUAAUCACGAAAAAUGUCAUGCCAUUGUUUUCCCUAAAGGCAACAUUUUGAAGAAGGGCUUCAGUAUCAAGAUUAAUAAUAGAAAGAUUAAAAAUUCCACUGCUGUAAAAUACCUAGGUAUUAUGAUGGACCAAAAGCUGAACUGGACAGAGCACAUGCGCUAUAUCUAUGGAAAGGCUGUUAAAGUGGUCCAGGCUCUUAAAACUAUCUGCAGGAACUACUGGGGCUAUGGUCCUACUACAAGCAGAAUUCUUUACACUACGGUGAUUGAGCCCAUGGUUACAUAUGGUUCAGAGAUGUGGGGCUCCUCCAUCUCCAGGGUCCAUAUUAGGAGGAAACUUCUAUCGAUCCAAAGAUUCCUAGCGAUAAACAUAGCCAAGUCCUGUAAAACUGCCCCGACUGAAGCCCUGCUUGUUAUAAACCAUACUCUUCCUAUUGAUUUGAAAAUCUGGGAAAUCUACAUCAAUUACAACAUGAGUAAGUUGGCCAAUAAGCAAAUCGACGGGGUCACUUUCCAAGACAUUGUUGCCAAGAACCCUUUUUCAGAGGAUCUCUGUUCUCUUGUCAACUUAAUUGUUACCAAUGGCUUAGACAAAUGUCUCAACUAUCACCCUUGUUCAUCCCAGCUUCACUCUCACAGACUUCCGCAUGCCUAGCCAUAGCGUUAACCAGUCUAUUAGCAUCUACACUGAUGGGUCCAAAUCUGACCUUGGUGUAGGCUGUGCUAUGGUUAUUCUCAAGGGAAACCACUGCAUCCUUCAGUCGUGCAAGAAGUUAGCCCCACACUGCACUAUUAACCAGGCGGAGUCCCUGGCUAUCUUCAACGCUUUCACCUGGAUUGACAACAACUACCACAAUUGGCUCCAGCACAGAUUCUGCAUUCUGAGUGAUAGCCGAACUGCUAUUCAACAAAUUGCAAAGGCCAUCUCCACCCUCCCAAUUGUGAAAGACUGUAUUCACAUUUUCCAACGGCUCAGGAGCAGGCUCAUUAUGAUAGAUCUUCAGUGGGUCAAGGGUCAUGCAGGGAAUGAGGGCAAUGACAGGGCAGACCUUCUUGCCCGCAUUGCUUCCUCAAGGGUCUCCAACUUUUCUUACAACAGGAUUAGUAUUAAACACCUU
Messenger RNA from Centruroides sculpturatus (bark scorpion), 1996 nucleotides. RefSeq lists its product as uncharacterized. The transcript is spliced from 2 exons. The annotation marks the transcript as partial. NCBI's taxonomy places the organism in Eukaryota, Metazoa, Arthropoda, Arachnida, Scorpiones, Buthidae. The record is from RefSeq and is a predicted model, not a curated record.